AUGAAGUGGAACUACAAAAAAGCAAUGGACACAAACUCAGUAGUUACGGAGUGUGAAAUUCAGGGCAGUUUUGAUUAUGACGUCAGAAGGUAUCCUGUAGCUGAAAUAGAGUCGAAUUAUGUGGAGAGGAUUAAGAUAGAUCCGACAAAUGCGAUGAAGCAAACUGUUAGGGCUAAAGGAAAAUUAGAUUCGUUUUAUAAGGCUAUUAUACGUUAUUCUAUCGUCUCAAAACUUUCAACGCAUGAAAGUAGUUGUGUUCAGAAGAGCGAAGAUUUUGAGCCUUGCAAUGGAUGUGCACCUCCCUGUAGAUUCUCUACCCUUUCUAUGAUUGUUUCGAUAAUAAAAGUUCUGGCGCUGGUUAGCAACAACGUUGGCUUUGAAUAA
Molecule: messenger RNA, 384 nt
Organism: Enterobius vermicularis (human pinworm)
Lineage: Eukaryota; Metazoa; Nematoda; Chromadorea; Rhabditida; Oxyuridae
Source: the annotation of a GenBank genome assembly